UCCACUCUGAUCAGUGGUCGGGCUGGCAUAGCUGGUCAUCCUAUGACAACGGUGUAACAAAUCGAGCAAGAGAUGAUAAAAGUCUACCCGAGUUGGUAAACAAAAAUUCUACAAGCGUUAAUUCGUCUCAAGAUAGUGUAAAACCUGUGUUCGAACCAAAACCUGGUCGACCAUCCGCAACAUUUCCGCCUCUGCCACCGCCUCCGCCGCCUAAGCCGACGCCACCGAGCCGUCCGUUGUUUCCUGCGUCACCUGCUCUACCAAGACCGCCGUUAACGCCAGGUCCAAUCAAUUUACCGUUGCCUAUAACGCCAACCGAUUCAACUACGAAAAAUGUACUGUCGCCUUUAACGCAAACCGAUUCAACUACGAAAUAUGUACCGUCGCCUUUAACGCAAACUUAUUCAACGUCAAAAUCUCCCUAUCAAAUCGCCAAACAAAACACUUCUCAACCACCACCGUCUAAACCAUCUGGAACAGUAGAAACUUCCGGAAAUGGCAUAAAAUAUCAAAUGAUUAAGCAGCAUCUGCGGAUUAAAGAAGCACAUAAUGUAAGCAACGAGUACCCGUCAGUUACCGUGAAACCCACGAGAAACCCACGUGACCGGUGCCAAAGUCGCACCCCACCAUGUUGUGUUCCAGGAAUACUGGAGAUCCACCUUAACAAAAUAAAAGGAUUGCGUCCCAAACAAGGCAGCCUAGAAGGAGUGAGUGUGGACAUCCAGAAACCAAAGGGGAGAGGGAGACGACAGGCGUGCAGCUCUACGGCAGUUAUUGUAGCCGACUUUGAACGCCUCGACGCCGCCAUGUGUACAACCGGAUGUCUUGAGGGCCCGUAUUGUGGACGCCGGAUGUUGAAACUUCAACUGCGUCUCUCCGACAGCAAACGGUGCGGCAUGCUUCUUCACGUUUCCGACAACAAGGCCAGCGACGGGGAGCGCAACAAGACGGUUUAUUCCGCAGAAGUGCAAGGCCGCUUUCCAUCGAUGGACAUAUUUCCAAACGACCAAUGCAAAACAAACAACAACAGCGUGCAAAUGCCUGACAGCAUUUCCGGUUGUGUCAAUGACGUCACAAUCUACGUCAGCCACCACUACAUCCGAGUUACUAGUGACGUGGGAAUGGACUAUAUGUUGUGCCAUACUUGCUUAUCAGACCUGAACAAGAUUUCAAAUAACACCAUGUAUAUUGCGCUAAACAGAGUACUCGGCGACAUCAACCAGGAGGGCUAUGGCGUGUGCUCCGCAAUUUUGACCUGGGAAUGUCCAUGGAGUAAUAAUUAAAACGUUUAAGAAAAAUUCGAGUUCAAAUGCUGAUCCCCUUGCGGAAAGUUUGUGUUUCAUUGACUUGUGUACUAACAGCAUAAACAUAGCAUCAAAAAUAUUUAUAGAACCACUUCCUUAAUGCAGCUAUAUUUAUAGAACCAGUUCCGCA
Dreissena polymorpha is the source of this 1434-nucleotide messenger RNA. RefSeq lists its product as uncharacterized. The record is from RefSeq and is a predicted model, not a curated record. The coding region runs from base 513 to 1283 and encodes 256 amino acids. NCBI's taxonomy places the organism in Eukaryota, Metazoa, Mollusca, Bivalvia, Myida, Dreissenidae. The transcript has 4 exons.